CGCUAAAUAGUAGCAUUCAUUCAUUUCAUUCAUUCAUUUAUUUAGUGCACAAGCAGAGCUCAGCACGGCUUGUUGGAUUGGAUUAAGCAGUGAUAUCGUGUAGAAACGAGAAAUUAAUUUUCUAGCCGUAUUUACGUCCACGCAUUUAUUUACAUUAUCGUUUCAUGAAUAAACAGUGUACGCACUGCAUAUUUACUUCCUUCUUAUUACGUACUUUCAAGAAUGCCUUAUAACAUAUAACGCUAUCUUCCGUGAAACUUUUUUUGAUAAUUCAUUUAAAAUAAUUUCAACGAGCAAAUACGUAAGCUAUACUGCAGUAACUAAUACAUGAAACCCUUCUCAUCACCACUUGGCAACUAAUAUGUCUUUGGUGAAAAGUUUUCUUAAAACACCUGAUGUUUGCAAUAAAGUAAUAUCGUCAUUAUUUGUAAUGACAAAUAAUGUCAAGGCAUGCACAAACUUAAAAAACUUAAAACAUUUCAAUUCGUGUUGUUUUUUUACGACGUCGACGAAUGUAAAACCUGUGCAUCAACCUGUUAGUGAGACAUUUGUAAAGGCUGCAACCUCAGAGAUAACCUCUGCUGCUUCACCUCUAACUGAUAAACAUGGCCGAGCUCAUACAUAUUUAAGAAUCUCUUUGACCGAGCGCUGCAAUCUUAGAUGUAAAUAUUGCAUGCCGGCCGGCGGUGUACCGUUACAAAACAAAUCCAACUUGCUUACCACAGAUGAAAUUUAUUAUUUGGCCCGUAUUUUUGUAGAGCAAGGCAUCAGAAAGAUACGCUUAACUGGCGGAGAGCCUACAAUCCGCACCGACAUUGUUGAUAUCAUUGCAAAACUUAAAGGCAUUUCACAAUUGGAAAAUGUCGGUAUAACUACAAAUGGUUUAAUGUUAACGCGUCUUUUGGUAUCCAUGCAACGUGCUGGCUUAGACGCUCUCAAUAUUAGCUUAGAUACUUUGAAACCGGAACGCUUUCAGGAAAUAACGCGUCGCAAAGGUUGGGAACGUGUGAUAGCGGGCAUAGAUUUGGCCAUACAAUUGGGUUAUAAGCCCAAAAUCAAUUGCGUAUUAAUGCGCAAUUUCAACGAUGAUGAAAUCUGCGAUUUUGUUGAAUUCACCAAAGAGCGUAACGUGGAUGUACGUUUUAUCGAAUAUAUGCCUUUUAGUGGUAAUAAAUGGCAAACAGAAAAGCUAAUGUCCUUCCGGGAUACGUUGAAAAUUAUAAACAAUCGUUGGGCCGAUUUGAAGGCGCUACAGAAUGGCCUUAAUGACACAUCAAAGGCCUACAAAGUUCCGCAUUAUAAAGGCCAAAUUGGUUUUAUAACUUCAAUGACUGAACAUUUUUGUGGAACUUGCAAUCGUUUACGUUUAACCGCCGACGGCAAUUUGAAAGUUUGCUUAUUUGGCAAUAAAGAGUUUUCUUUGCGAGAUGCAAUACGCGCUAAUUGCUCCCGCGACGACUUAGUGACUUUAAUUGGGGCUGCUGUGAAACGAAAAAAAAAACAACAUGCGGGUACUCGCACCAAAACUCAUUAUUCCACAAAUACAUCUUUAUUAAUCUCCGAUUCAACGAACACGUCAAUGCUCUCCUUACUAAGGAGUAAGCAAUUCUCUAAAUUCUAUUGUACGAAUAGCAAACAGGGACUUACACAUGUCGAUAACGACGGUAAAGCUUCCAUGGUGGAUGUUUCCCAUAAGCCGAUUACCGUAAGAGAAGCCGAAGCUAGUGCCAAUGUACAUGUGACUCCAAAAAUUGUCAAUCUUAUUCGCUCUAAUAACUUAAAAAAGGGUGAUGUUCUUAGCGUCGCUCAGUUAGCGGGUAUUUUAGCUGCAAAGAAAACUUCAGAUCUAAUACCGUUGUGUCAUAAUAUAAGCAUAACAUCUGUAAACGUUGAGGCUGUAUUGGAUUCAGACAAUCACUUGAUUAAACUAAAAUCUAAAGUAAGAUGUUGCGGCCAAACUGGUGUUGAGAUGGAAGCAUUGACCGCCGUGACUAUAGCUGCUCUGACAGUGUAUGACAUGUGCAAAUCUAUAACUCAUAAUAUCAUCAUAAGCGAUAUACGCUUAACUGCUAAGAGCGGUGGUGAAAGGGGUUCGUUUAAAUGUAUUUAGGCACAUAAUACAAGCACAUUUUGCGGGGAAGCUCGUAGACUUGCAUUUUUUAUUUGGUUUUAAUUUCAAUUUAUUAGUUUGC
Molecule: messenger RNA, 2192 nt
Organism: Glossina fuscipes
Lineage: Eukaryota; Metazoa; Arthropoda; Insecta; Diptera; Glossinidae
Gene: Mocs1
Product: molybdenum cofactor biosynthesis protein 1
Exons: 6
Coding region: 362-2110 (582 amino acids)
Biological process (GO): Mo-molybdopterin cofactor biosynthetic process
Molecular function (GO): GTP 3',8'-cyclase activity; 4 iron, 4 sulfur cluster binding; metal ion binding
Source: RefSeq, a predicted model, not a curated record